Molecule: messenger RNA, 789 nt
Organism: Trypanosoma cruzi
Lineage: Eukaryota; Euglenozoa; Kinetoplastea; Trypanosomatida; Trypanosomatidae
Product: ammonium transporter, putative
Exons: 1
Biological process (GO): ammonium transmembrane transport
Cellular component (GO): plasma membrane
Molecular function (GO): ammonium channel activity
Source: RefSeq, a predicted model, not a curated record
GCGGCCGUUUGUUCUGCUGCUUUCUGUUUUUUCCAUAUGCUGCGAACCAAAAAGGCGAGUCUUAUUGCCAUGAUAAAUGGAGCCAUUGCAGGUUUGGCUGGUAUUACUCCUACUUCUGGCUAUAUUACUGUACCCAGCUCUAUUGUAUGUGCUUUUAUUAUUGCAGUUUUUGCAACCGUAUCUGUUUAUUUGAUCAAACACAAAUUACGCAUUGAUGAUGCGCUUGAUGUUUCCAGCAUCCAUGGGGUACCCGGAUUGGUUGGGGCCGUUUUUAUUGGGUUUUCCGGAUCUUCAGCCGUCGGUGGUGCGGAUGGGUUGCUUUACGGAGGAGGUAUAAGACUACUUGGAUUACAAUGCCUGGGUUGUAUUGUGGCUGCUACAUGGGCAGGAUUUUGGACAUUUGUUAUAUUACUUAUCAUUGGGCGAUUUUAUCGACUACGAGUAACAGACGAACAGGAACACCACGGGCUAGAUCACGGACAGCAUAGCGAAGUUGCAUGGAUUUUACAGGGGUCAAAUGUUGGAGGAGACGCUUUACCAAUAAAGAACCGAAAACAUGUAAAACAGGUUCGAAACAGCAGCCUGUUUAUUGGAGAAACUGGCACAUACAUUGUAGAAAAAGAAAGGGGUGACUCUAUCUUGGUAGUUGAGAGAGUGAAUAAUGACGAAGUUGACAUUGAUGACGACCCUCGCGAAGAGGGUUUUAAUACAAUGACUUUGGCAGUGAAUGCUGAUGCAAGGAAUGAGAUUGCUACCGAUAUUGACGAACGGCUAAUCAAUUGCAGCUGA